CCACACCAGGAUAGGAUCAGAUGUGGGGCAAAAAUACAGUUCAUCUUUGUGUGUGUCAUUGAUUUCCACUACGCUGUAGUCCGAUGACGACGCAGGGGAGCUAGGAACAUGACAAAGACUUAUUAUAAAUGACGCCACCCAGGGGUGGUACGAUUGAAGCGAUGAUUCAGAUGUAGUUGCGCAUAGAAGUUAUUUACCGUACUAUAGUUUGCAUUAAUCAUGGCAGUAAAACUUAUAGCACUGUCUGCUGGACAAUUUUGAGGGUGCCUCAAGGCAUGAAGUGUGCGAAACUUUUUUCUCUUUUUACGUAUGCAUAGAGUAGUUGUUACUAUCGUUUUGUUAAACAAAAAAUCUAACUAGUGUCGGUUUCCGCUUGCCCGGCUGUACAUGUUAACAUGUGUCAACAAUGAUCCCCAAAGGCAAACGGUAAACAACAAACACGAUGUCAUGUGAUGCCUAUUGUGUCUCUUGUAGUUGCUACGUACGUAUGCACAUAAUAUAGUGUGCGGAAUGUUGAGAAGUUGCUGCAGAUUCUGGGCAAGUGCUUCACAUUUAUAGCAGCUACAGCUUUGAACAAGGGGCCAACGUUUGGUCCCUUGUAGAGAGGUUGUCCCUAUCUCGGAGGUCACUAACGUAUGAGCAUGGGGUGAAAACAAGUGUCCCUUGUAGAGAGGUCAUCCCUAUCUCUGAGGUCCAAAUAAUACACUAAAGUGGGGUUGAAACAAGUAUCUAUUGUAGAGAGGUCGUCCCUAUCUCAGAGAGUCCCUUAUCGGAGGUCCCACUGAGUACUAUUCUAAGCCAAGUUUGCGUAUUGUAAUAGACAUGAGGCUGACUGGCCCUUGCCCCCUAUCUUGUCUUCUUUCACAGUGUUGGUUGCUUAUAGCGGUGCCUAAUCCCCAAUCUCACCUACUACAGUGUGAGUAAGAAAGAAAACGGUUCCAAAAUCGUUCAAUUCAUUCAGCAAAAAUGCUACCAUAACGCACGAAACGAACGGUGAUUACCGUUCUCUGGAAAGGAACUGCACGAUAAUGCAGGCUACAAUAAUGCCCCGUGUCUCUAUUAUGCAUAACACUAGGAUAUCUAGUAUCUACAGUGUGUUCAAUGAGUUCAGUUGCAGGACUGUUGUUGUACAGAGUGUGAACCGUGGAGAUGGAGAGCACACCUCUUAUGAAAGAUGAGCAACCUCCCCCACCAACCCAGCCUACCCGCCACAGGCUCCUCCAGGCUACCAGCAAGCUCCUUAUGCUCCUCCUCAGCAUCCUCCACCCUAUCCACCAGAGCAAGCUGGCUACCCACCCCAACAAGCUGGCUACCCACCCCAACAAGCUGGCUAUCCUCCGCAGCCACCAAUCGCAACCAGCAGGCACCACCACAGGCUCCUGCCACACACACAACUGUCAUCACACAGCCCGACGUGGUCACACGCACCAUGUACACCCCGGGACUCAGGACCUGCUCAUCGUCGGGCUCCUCUUCAUCCUCGGAUAUGCC
Molecule: messenger RNA, 1491 nt
Organism: Geodia barretti
Lineage: Eukaryota; Metazoa; Porifera; Demospongiae; Tetractinellida; Geodiidae
Source: the annotation of a GenBank genome assembly